Hordeum vulgare subsp. vulgare (domesticated barley) is the source of this 2863-nucleotide messenger RNA. Its product is annotated as probable amino acid permease 7. Lineage: Eukaryota; Viridiplantae; Streptophyta; Magnoliopsida; Poales; Poaceae. The transcript is spliced from 7 exons. The record is from RefSeq and is a predicted model, not a curated record. Gene Ontology annotation, cellular component: plasma membrane. The coding region runs from base 1236 to 2612 and encodes 458 amino acids.
CAAGCCAUUUUUUUUCGCCGGUUAGCCCCCAGACGGCGCUAUUUCGGCUCGGCUCCUGAGGGCGCCUAAUGGCUGGAAAUGUUCUAAGGCUCUAACCCCUAUCGAAGAAUCCCGUAACCGGCAACUCCUCGCGCCGUACUCGCCUUUGGCCUCAUGCUUUGCAGGAAAAGUGACCGACACCAUUUUUUUCAGGUGCUGAGACGCAUGACAUUUAGCAGACACGAAAAGUUAAUGAUCAAUCACUUGUACUCCCAAGUGUCAAUUUCUAAUGUCUCUUUAGCAAUUUUUCUUCAGCAUUUACUUCAUGAUCAUACGUAAUUAUUGACACAUUGGCUAUGAAGAUUGGAGACAAGAUCAUAAACGAUUGUGGGAUGGGCAUGGGCAGCCAUUUGCUGCCAAAUCUCUGGCAUAGCAUCCCACGCGGAAACAUCCCUCUAUGUAUAACUAUGUUCUAGUAUGGUCCUAACCCUUAUGGCCCUACCCUAAUUAAGGUGCAGUUCAUGGACCAACCGGGUCCAUGGGCAUUGGCAGCCCACAUGCGUUUCCGGACGACACAGUGCCAAACCACCGCACGCCCUACUUAUCUUGAAAUCCAAAUGCUGUCACGGCACCGGUCCACAUUCAGAGUUCGGUGAUCCGUAUAAUUGAUCAUAUCCGCAUCUCGGCAUCUGCAUUUCCAUCACAUGUUGUUAAUAGAGAAGAUAAACUCUAUCAGAUUCACAUUCCUUCACAAGAAGAAAGAUUCACAUAUAUUUUUAGAAAAUCAAGAUUCACAGAUAUUCGAGUGAUCCAGCUUCAGUAAUUCGGGCAAGGGUGGGGGCGCCGCCGCGGUUUUCACUCUCGCGAAAAGGUUACAGGAUCCGCGUCCAAAAGAAGCGGACAAAAUCGCGAUGGCAACGGCACCAAAGAUUCACGAGCGCACUGGUCGGCGGAGGUUCACCGGCAUGGCGAUGGUGUCUCUCGAGUCUCGCCUCCGCUCGCUCCUUGUCCACCCGCACGCCACUAACCCGGACAGUCAAAACCGAUUGGGAAAGGAGCAACCUACCCGCUACGUCCCCGCGGGACCCACACACCCACAGCCGCUAGCUACAUGCUCGCUCCGGUGUCCGGUCGAUCGUGUGCCGCCGUAUAGCUCCGCGGUUCUUGGCUGAACCCCCCAUUAAUUCUCCCAGUCUCUUCCCGUGAAAGCGGCGCGAAUCUUGGCCCAGUGUGAGCUUCUGCGCGGCGCCGGAGCAAUGGCGGUGCAGCACUCCCUCCAGGUGAUCGACGGCCGGUGCGACGACGACGGGAGCCCGCCCCGGACCGGGACCGAGUGGACGUGCGCGGCGCACAUCAUCACGGCGGUGAUCGGGUCCGGGGUGCUGUCGCUGGCCUGGGGCGUGGCGCAGCUGGGAUGGGUGGCCGGGCCGGUGUGCAUGCUCUGCUUCGCCGUCGUCACCUACGUCUCCGCCUCCCUCCUCUCCGACUGCUACCGCUGCCAGGACGCUGAGAAGGGGCCCAGGAACCGCUCUUACAUGGACGCCGUCCGCGUCUACCUCGGCAAGAAGCAGACCUGGGCUUGCGGCUCGCUGCAGUACCUGAGCCUGUACGGCUGCGGCGUCGCGUACACCAUCACCACCGCCACUAGCAUCAGGGCGAUUCUGAAGGCCAACUGCUACCACGCGCACGGGCACGACGCGCCCUGCAGCUUCGACGGAAGCUACUACAUGCUCAUGUUCGGUGGGGCGCAGCUCCUCCUCUCCUCCAUACCGGACUUCCACGACAUGGCGUGGCUCUCCGUCGUUGCCGCGGUCAUGUCCUUCUCCUACGCCUUCAUCGGCCUCGGCCUUGGCCUCGCCAGCACCAUCUCUAACGGCGUCAUCAAAGGGAGCAUAACGGGUGUCCCAACAAAAACCCCUCUUGCCAAGGUAUGGCGCGUCUCACAGGCCAUCGGGGACAUUGCGUUCGCAUACCCGUACUCCUUGAUCCUCCUAGAAAUUCAGGACACCCUCAAGUCGCCACCGGCAGAGAACAAGACGAUGAAGAAGGCGUCCAUCAUCUCCAUCCUGGUCACCACCUUCUUCUACCUCUGCUGCGGCUGCUUCGGCUACGCCGCCUUCGGGAGCGACGCGCCGGGGAACCUCCUCACCGGCUUCGGCUUCUACGAGCCCUACUGGCUCAUCGACUUCGCCAACGCCUGCAUCAUCCUCCACCUGCUCGGCGGCUACCAGGUGUACAGCCAGCCGAUCUACCAGUUCGCGGACAGGUACUUCGCGGAGCGGUACCCGGGGAGCGGGUUCGUGAACGACUUCCACACGGUGAAGGUGCCGCUGCUGCCGCCCUACAGGGUGAACCUCCUGCGGGUGUGCUUCCGGACGGUGUACGUGGGGAGCACGACGGCCGUGGCGCUCUUCUUCCCCUACUUCAACGAGAUCCUGGCGCUGCUGGGCGCGCUCAACUUCUGGCCGCUGGCCAUCUACUUCCCCGUGGAGAUGUACUUCAUCCAGCGGAAGGUGCCCCGCUGGUCCACCAGGUGGCUCGUCCUCCAGGGCUUUAGCACUGUCUGCCUGCUCGUCAGCGCCUUCGCCCUCGUCGGCUCCAUCCAGGGGGUCAUCAGCCAGAAGCUAGGCUAGUAAUAGUAUAGUAUGUGCUCAGGAGAAGAUCUUAUUCGGGUUGGAACUUGGAAUUGUAUCGCUGCUUUCUAGUGUAAUGGCGAUGGAGAAUGUCACUGGUGGGUUAGAGCGAUCGGGGAGCAUUAGGUUUCUCCCUCUAUGGUGACGAACGACCGUGUCAGAUGCAUUGGACAGAAACCUGUACACAUUAGUUUUUCAUUCAGGUUACUUGAGUUGAGGAGUCCCGUGCAGCGGGAUGUGCAGUUGCAUAA